AUGACGUUUCUGGUUUCGUUUGGUUUUGUUGUGGGUACGAUUUUCACGGUGCAAUGGUUGUGGGGUCUCCUCUCAGUGCAACUUUGCUCUCUUGUGUUGGGAGUUGUUGGUGGUGCUAACUUGGGUCUAGCAGAGGUUGGCGGGACCACAGAUCCGGGUGGUUGUCGAGCCCUUGAUGAUCUUGAGCAAUCUUUUAAAAGACACCCUAUGCUUAUGAAUUCUUUUGGUGAGUGUAGAAUUUGCAUAGCAGAUUUGGUUGAUAAGGUGACGGAGACCAACCUAGAGGGUCUCCCAGGUCUCAUGAUGUGUUCUCUGGAAUGUUUGUGGGCUUGA
Molecule: messenger RNA, 333 nt
Organism: Prunus armeniaca (apricot)
Lineage: Eukaryota; Viridiplantae; Streptophyta; Magnoliopsida; Rosales; Rosaceae
Source: the annotation of a GenBank genome assembly